AUGCUCGAAGUUAUUGUUAAUGUUAACCGACUAAGUGAAGCAUGAAACUAUUAUCGAUUUGGGCCUUGGCAGCUCUUUGCCUUUGCCUCGGCCAAGUGGCCUUUAGCGAAAAGCUGAUCAACUGUUACUGGGGCACCUGGGCCAACUACCGAUCUGGGGAUGGCAAAUUCACCCCCUCCAACAUCGAUCCCUUCCUGUGCACCCACAUCAGCUACGCCUUCUUCGGGAUCACCGAUGCGGGAGAGUUCAAGUCCCUGGACACCUGGCUGGACUUGGACGAUGGACUGGCCUUUAUAAACCAGACCAUUGCCCUCAAGCAAAACAACACAAAUUUGAAGAUUAUGGCGUCGGUUGGUGGCUGGAACGAGGGCUCCACCAAGUACUCGGCCAUGGCUGCCGAUCCUGCCUUGCGUGCCACCUUCAUAAACAGCUCCCUGGCCUUCAUUCAGCAAUAUGGCUUCGAUGGCUUGGAUCUGGAUUGGGAGUAUCCUGGUCAGCGAGGAGGCAACGAGUCGGACCGCGAGAACCUCGUGACCCUGCUGAGCGAGAUUAAGGAAACCUUUGACAAGUAUGGAUUGGAACUAAGUAUGGCUGUGGGUGCCUCCGAGGAGACGGCCACUAUCUCCUACGACAUUCCGGGCAUUUCCCAGCACCUGACCUUUAUUAAUGUGAUGACCUACGACUAUCACAUGGCUUCGGAUGGCUAUUUGGGUCUCAACGCUCCGCUGCCCAAUGUCACCGAAUCCAUUGACUACUGGAUAUCUCAAGGUGCCCCCGCUGAGAAGCUGAUCGUGGGCAUUGGCUUCUAUGGCCACAGCUACAUAAUGUCCAAUAGUUCUCAGAACUGGCCCGGCGCAGCUAGCAAUGGUUCUGGAACUGCUGGCGUCUACACCCAGCAGAGUGGUAUCCUGGCCUACUACGAGAUCUGCCAGAAUAACUGGACCACGGUUUUCGAUCAGGAGUACAGUGCUCCGUAUGCCUUCCAGGGCGAUGAGUGGGUCGGAUACGACAACGCCGAGAGCAUCCAGCUGAAGUUGGAGCUGGUGGAGUCCCGCAACCUGGGUGGGGCCAUGACGUGGUCCAUAGAGUCGGAUGACUUCCGCGGCCUCUGCGGCGAGACCCAUCCCCUGCUGAAGACCAUGAAUCGAGCUCUGGAAGGAGGUCACUGUAUGAGUGGCGGAGAUUGUAACAAAUACUACCAGUGUGCAGAUGGAAUCCGGUACGAGUUCCAAUGCGGCACGGGACUGUACUUUAAUCCCACCUCCAAUAACUGCGACUGGGAGUGGCAUGUCGAUUGCCCCUAUUAGAUAAACAGCCAAAGAAAAUAUACAAAAAUUGCAAUAGUCCAAAAAAUAAAUCUAUUUAAGAGGACCCCCACAAGAAUUGUAUAUGAA
Molecule: messenger RNA, 1394 nt
Organism: Drosophila subpulchrella
Lineage: Eukaryota; Metazoa; Arthropoda; Insecta; Diptera; Drosophilidae
Product: acidic mammalian chitinase
Biological process (GO): chitin catabolic process; carbohydrate metabolic process
Cellular component (GO): extracellular region
Molecular function (GO): chitinase activity; chitin binding
Source: RefSeq, a predicted model, not a curated record